This is a messenger RNA of Theobroma umbraticum, 950 nucleotides long. RefSeq names its product C2H2-like zinc finger protein (gene DOT5). NCBI's taxonomy places the organism in Eukaryota, Viridiplantae, Streptophyta, Magnoliopsida, Malvales, Malvaceae. Gene Ontology annotation, molecular function: DNA-binding transcription factor activity. Gene Ontology annotation, cellular component: nucleus. Gene Ontology annotation, biological process: anatomical structure development; regulation of gene expression. The record is from RefSeq and is a predicted model, not a curated record.
AUGCAAUCUUCUUCCUUCACCUACAACAAUAUAUCCUUCAGGGAGAGCGCCUGCUACGAAGCUGAUGAUGCAGAAGAUGAAGAUUCCAUAAUCUUGUCUCUUGGUCCUCCAGGACAAGGUCAAGACAUUUCCAGAUACCCUUUAUCAUAUCCUGCCUCAAACAAGGCCCCCAACUGUCCAAACCCUACUAGCACUGAUCAAAGUGGUGUGACAGUUGCCCUUCAUAUUGGUCCACCAGCCAUUGAAACCAGCUCCAGCAACUCUAAUGACAUUCGUAGUAAUAAACUUGUUGAAGGACAGUACUGGAUUCCUUCACCCGCGCAGAUCCUCGUUGGUCCUACUCAGUUCUCUUGCGCUGUCUGCAACAAAACCUUCAAUCGAUACAACAACAUGCAGAUGCAUAUGUGGGGGCAUGGUUCGCAGUACCGAAGAGGCCCAGAGUCCUUAAGAGGGACUAAACCAGCUUCCUCUAUGCUGAGACUUCCUUGUUACUGCUGUGCUGAGGGUUGCAAGAACAAUAUAGAGCACCCCAGGUCCAGGCCAUUGAAGGAUUUCAGAACUUUGCAGACACAUUACAAGCGGAAGCACGGGGCAAAGCCGUUUGGGUGCCGGAAAUGCGGUAAGCCUUUUGCAGUCAGAGGGGAUUGGAGGACUCACGAGAAGAACUGCGGGAAGCUCUGGUUUUGCAUUUGUGGGUCUGAUUUCAAGCACAAAAGGUCCCUCAAAGACCAUGUCCGAGCCUUUGGAGAUGGCCACGCUCCACAUACAGUGGAAUACUGUGAGGUUGAAGAAGAAGGAGAAGAAGAAGAAGAUGACGAUGAUAAUGAUAAUGAUGAAGACAAUGAAGAUGGGAGUCAUCGUCCUCUUUUCUUUUCUAAUUAAUUAUAGUGAGUACUUCUAACUUUUUAAGUAAUCAAGUUUUGAUCGUGACUAAUUAUGGUUUAAGAUUC